Drosophila navojoa is the source of this 666-nucleotide messenger RNA. Its product is annotated as short stature homeobox protein 2. The record is from RefSeq and is a predicted model, not a curated record. Gene Ontology annotation, biological process: regulation of transcription by RNA polymerase II. Gene Ontology annotation, molecular function: sequence-specific double-stranded DNA binding; DNA-binding transcription factor activity, RNA polymerase II-specific. Gene Ontology annotation, cellular component: nucleus. Lineage: Eukaryota; Metazoa; Arthropoda; Insecta; Diptera; Drosophilidae.
AUUAAUUGUUCUAUAUUUUUGCAGGUUUGGUUUCAAAAUAGAAGAGCGAAAUGUCGAAAACACGAAAAUCAAAUGCAUAAGGGAAUUUUAUUGAGCAGUCGAAGUCCGCCGGUGUCGACGCCGCUCGAGCCUUGUCGUGUUGCACCUUAUGUUAACUUAGCCAAUAUCCGCAACACCAAUACGGCGAUGAUUCCCUCAUCAAAUGGGCUCUGCAGUGUGCCGCAGCAAACCGGCGCCAAGAGCGCCGUCAAUAUAAUUAAUAAACGGCCUCCAUCUCCUAUAUCCGUUGUAACGGCCGCUGCUGAACAUUUUUCAGGCAGCGUUGCAGCAGCGGCUGCAUUCUCCGCCUUCGAUCCAGCUAUACUCUCAGCUGCAGCUCAUCAGUAUGCAGCGGCAAUAAACAAUAGAAGUAGACCCGCUGGACUUUUUCCGUUGCCGCAAUAUCCACUUCACUUGGCUGCCUUUGCUGCAGCGCACAAAAAUUCUAGCAUAGCGGAUUUACGCAUGAAAGCGAAAAAGCAUUCGGAAUCGUUGGGGCUUGAAGCAGAUAUAGUUAUUUAGUACAUAAUUUUGUGUAUUUAAAUUAGGCUUAGAUUAGUCUAAAGUUGUCUAUUUUAAGACAAUUUACUAUUUACAUAUACAUACUGAUAUUUGAAAGAAAAAUUA